Molecule: messenger RNA, 740 nt
Organism: Sinocyclocheilus rhinocerous
Lineage: Eukaryota; Metazoa; Chordata; Actinopteri; Cypriniformes; Cyprinidae
Product: exosome complex component RRP46-like
Exons: 6
Coding region: 24-704 (226 amino acids)
Biological process (GO): rRNA catabolic process; poly(A)-dependent snoRNA 3'-end processing; U4 snRNA 3'-end processing
Cellular component (GO): cytoplasmic exosome (RNase complex); nuclear exosome (RNase complex); nucleolus
Molecular function (GO): RNA binding
Source: RefSeq, a predicted model, not a curated record
UGAGCGCGACGCGAGGAUUGUGCAUGAGGACCAUGAUGGAGUUAGAUCAAAGUUGCUCAGUUUUAAGAGAAUAUGGAAGUGAGCAGAGUUUGUUAUCCAAACCUGACGGAUCUUCCACUUUUGUUCAAGGUAUUUAUGCCAGUGAUACUAGUAUCCUGGCUGGAGUUUAUGGACCAGCUGAGGUUAAAGUCAGUAAGGAAAUCUAUGAUCGAGCUACUGUAGAGGUUCUUAUCCAGCCCAAAAUGGGGCUUCCAGGAGUGCGAGAGCGCGCGAGAGAGCAGUGUGUUCGUGAGACGUGCGAGGCUGCUCUUCUGCUGACGCUUCAUCCUCGUUCUUCUGUCACAGUCAUCCUGCAGGUCAUCCACGAUGAUGGCUCUCUGCUGUCGUGCUGCCUGAAUGCGGCCUGUAUGGCUCUAAUGGAUGCCGGGCUGCCCAUGAGCCACCUUUUUUGUAGUGUGACCUGUGCUAUUAGCAAAGAAGGCCAGAUAAUCAUUGAUCCCACGGCUCGGCAGGAGAAGGAAUGUCGAGCGUUGUUAACAUUUGCUAUUGAGAGCGUUGAGUGCAAUGUUUUGAUGUCAUCAACCACAGGCUCUUUUUCAGUCCAGGAGCUGCAGCAGUGCAUCGCAAUCAGUCAAAAGGCUUCUGAACAAAUCUUCCAGUUUUAUAGGGAUUCUGUCAAACGGCGAUAUUCAAAGAUAAAAUAAAACACGCUUAUGAUUUUUUACCUUGAGUUUGCAUCA